AUGGCUUGGAAUUAUGUCAAAAUUUCAAUGUUCGGGAUAGCCGCAGCAUACUCCAGGGACAAUGAGAUCAUGGCUGCGGUGGCCAUCCUCACCCAGACACCACAAAAGCGCCCUUGGGGAGGUUCGGUGCCAGGCCACAAGACUUACAAGCAUGAUCGAAUUGCAGCAGACCGACAACUGAAUCAGGACUACUUUGUUGAACGUCCUCUUUACAAUGAGGAACAUUUUAGAAGGAGCCCCAUCAUUCCUUUAACAGUUCUAAGUAAUACUGCAAAAAGGCAAGAGUAUGACAAGAAAGGCAUUCUAUAUGUUCAAGAUCAGAAUGUGGUGGGCCCCUUGUCAGGAAAUGGUUAUGAGAUGAAACAUUCAGGCCAUAAAGUUUGCGAUAGAGAUUCAACAUCAGAAUCUGAUCGGUCUCACCAAGAAGCAUCAGCAGUGAGUGAGAGCAGUCCAAAUGAACACACAUCAACUCAAUCAGACAAUGAUGAAGAUCAUGGGAAGGAUACUCAGGACACAAUGAAGCCAGUAUUGUCCUUGGGGAAGGAAGGGUCUGCCUUUUUGGCCCCAAAAUUAGAUUACAGCCCAUCUUUUGCUUAUAUUCCUUAUACUGCUGAUGCUUAUUAUGGUGGGGCCUUGACAGGAUAUGCUCCACAUGCCAUUGUCCAUCCCCAGCAAAACGAUACAACAAACACUCCAGUUAUGUUGCCUGUGGAACCUGCAGAAGAAGAGCCAAUAUAUGUUAAUGCAAAACAAUACCAUGCAAUCCUUAGGAGGAGGCAAACACGUGCUAAAUUGGAGGCCCAGAAUAAGAUGGUGAAAGCUCGGAAGCCAUACCUUCAUGAGUCUCGACAUCGUCAUGCCAUGAAGCGGGCUCGUGGAUCAGGAGGGCGAUUCCUCAACACAAAGCAGCUCCAGGAGCAGAGCCAGCAGUAUCAGGCAUCGAGUGGUUCAGUGUGCUCAAAGAUCAUUGGCAACAGCAUAACCUCCCAAAGUGGCCCCACCUGCACGCCCUCUUCUGACACUGCAGGUGCUUCAACAGCCAGCCAGGACCGCAGCUGCUUGCCCUCGGUUGGCUUCCGCCCCACGACGAACUUCAGUCAGCAAGGUGGAGGAGGCUCGAAGCUGGUCGUGAACGGCAUGCAGCAGUGUGUUUCCACCAUAUAA
Molecule: messenger RNA, 1164 nt
Organism: Miscanthus lutarioriparius
Lineage: Eukaryota; Viridiplantae; Streptophyta; Magnoliopsida; Poales; Poaceae
Source: the annotation of a GenBank genome assembly